AUGGAGACACCGGUUUGGCAUCUUCAGAAUAUCGCAGAGGUGUACCGACGCACGGGUCUUAUUAAUUUAUACCGAGUGUUUCCAGACUUGCUGAUGAGCCGGAUGGGUCAACAAGUGUCCCUGGAUGCCCUCGGUUCAGUUGUUGGGAUGGACACUCCUGACGAAGACAACUGGCUUGGCUUAGUUGAAGACGGGCAGCCUGUGGGCAACCUGAUGGCCAAGGCACGUAAGUGGAUCACCGACUUCGCCAUCGAUACUCUACAACUUUUGGAAUCUAUCCCGGCCAGCUCGAGGACGAGAUGUCUGCAACCUUUCAUGCUAGUUAUCUGCGCAAGCGAGCUCCGUGCUCCCGCCAUGCGUGAUAUUCCUACUGGAGGUCUUUCUAGAUCAAGAAUAGGUGACUUUAACCAAUUCUCUGAUCCAGCUUCCGAUUUUACUCAAAUGGGCACCACAACUAAUGGUCCUUCGGAAAACGAGGAUGGCAUGUCAUCGUUAUCCUUUGCUUUCAAGGUUUUCCAAGCCCGGAAGUUUGUCCGAGGCCGACUCAACCUAUUUGUAAAUGUCCUUCCUCCACUUCCAAUACGAACCUGCCUCGAUCUAGUCGAAGCAGUGUGGGACAGGCUCGAUAAGGGAGAUGACAACCCUUACUGGAUCGAUGUCAUGAUUGAUCGCGGGUUACAUACGACUAUGGGCUGA
Messenger RNA from Rhinocladiella mackenziei CBS 650.93, 696 nucleotides. RefSeq lists its product as uncharacterized. The coding region runs from base 1 to 696 and encodes 231 amino acids. Gene Ontology annotation, molecular function: transcription cis-regulatory region binding; DNA-binding transcription factor activity. The transcript has a single exon. Gene Ontology annotation, biological process: positive regulation of transcription by RNA polymerase II. Gene Ontology annotation, cellular component: nucleus. The record is from RefSeq and is a predicted model, not a curated record. Lineage: Eukaryota; Fungi; Ascomycota; Eurotiomycetes; Chaetothyriales; Herpotrichiellaceae.